This is a messenger RNA of Meriones unguiculatus (Mongolian gerbil), 867 nucleotides long. Its product is annotated as OX-2 membrane glycoprotein-like. Lineage: Eukaryota; Metazoa; Chordata; Mammalia; Rodentia; Muridae. The coding region runs from base 1 to 867 and encodes 288 amino acids. The record is from RefSeq and is a predicted model, not a curated record. Gene Ontology annotation, biological process: regulation of immune response; negative regulation of macrophage activation. The transcript is spliced from 5 exons. Gene Ontology annotation, molecular function: cell-cell adhesion mediator activity.
AUGGACUUUUCACUCCAAUGCAUUCUCCUUCAUUUAUUGCUUCUUCUCUGCACACAAGAAUCAGAGUCAUUGCUGACGAUAAAACAUAACGAUUAUGAGACUGCAUUCCUCAGAGGAGACGUGACCAUCUUCUGCAACUUGACAAGUCUGGCAAAUGUUGAGCAAAUCACCUGGCAAAAGAUCCAAGGCUCUUUGCCUCAAAAUAUUGGCACUUACAGUCGCAAAUACGGGGAAAAGAUCCUCCCACCAUAUGUAAACAGGCUACACUGCAAGAUCCUGGAACCCAGCGCCUCCUUCAUAACUAUCCAGAAAGUGACAUUUGAAGAUAAAACCUGCUACAAGUGUCUGAUGAACACUUUUCCAUAUGGCAGCCAUGGAGGACAAACCUGUCUUAACAUUUUAACUGUAUCUGAGUUAGUAACUGAACUCCAGUCUGUUCCUGGCUCUGAAGAUCUCCAUCAUCUUCAUUGUUCAGCUCUGGGAAAGCCUGCCCCUGGAAUCUCAAUUCACCCUUCACAAGCUAUAGUGUCCACAGAAGAGUAUUCUGUUCAGAACCGCAAUACCACAGUGACUGUCACUAAAAGCUACAACAUCUCUUUGAAAACUGUGAUGUCCUUGGGUCUCCAUAACCUGGUUGUGUCCAUGACUCACCCGCUAAGACAUGAAGAGAAGAUAGUUCCUCUGCCAUUACAUCAAGAAAAAAAUAGCUUUUAUAAGGAUAGAAUUUGCCCUAUUAAUGAGUAUGAUUUGAAGUCAGAGAACGUGCCUGAACCAUCAUCAACACAGAUGCCUAGCCCACUAUCAACACUGUUGCCCACAGCAGCAGAGACAGAGAACAUAACGAGCCACCAUGACAGACAUAACUGA